CAGAGGCCACGAACUCCACGAGCUCUCCGCCCAGAGCUUCUGUUCGAUGCCCCCUCCUUCACCACCCGCCUCGCAAGUGCGCACGUGCGAUGCUGGCGCCGCGCAGUCGCCCACGCGCGGGACGGUGAGUGAGAUGGCGCGAUACUUCCGCAGCAGCAACCUCGCCUCUAGGGUCUUCGAGCGUCAGCUCAUCUCCCCGCGCCCUGGCGCUACCGUUAACACUAUUAGACAGUUCUAUGAAAAUUUGGUCCCAAGCUAUACUAUAUAUGACAUAGAUUGCCCAGAUUAUUCGUUUCGCAAGUUCACUGAUGAUGGGAAAUAUUUUGUGGCCUUUAGCCGAAACCAUCAAGAUUUGAUUGUAUACCGUCCAAUCUGGUUGACAUAUUCAUGCAAUGAAGAAUGUGAUCCUCAUGAGCUUCCGCCAAAGGCAAAGAAGUUUGACAGCUUCUUUAAGCAGCUUUAUUCAAUUCCUCUUGCAUCUGGCAAUGAGUAUAUUUGCAAGGACUUUUUCCUGUACAUGGAAUGCCAUCGAUUUGGUUUAUUUGCAACAUCUACUGCACAAAGUAACGAAUCAACUGCCACUGAGGGUGCAAUACAUGGGGUGCCAUUAAUUGAGAAAAUAACUUUCCAUCUUGUGAGGCUAGAAGAUGGUGUGAUACUUGAUGAAAAGGCUUUCUGCAAUGAUUUUAUCAAUCUGGCACAUAGUAUUGGUGCUUACAUGUAUGAGGACCUUCUUUGUAUUGUUUCUUUGCGAUACCAAACAAUACAUAUCCUACAGAUACGAGAUUCAGGCAACCUUGUUGAGGUACGCAGCAUUGGUGCAUUCUGCCGGGAAGAUGAUGAGCUAUUUCUUCACUCACAUGUUCAGACUGGUUAUGCGGGUUCCUUUCUUCCUGGCAUAAAGCAACGGUUGUUGUCGUAUAUUUUUUGCAAGACGUGGAAUGAGGUUCCAGAUCAGACUUUGAGGGUCCAACAUCUAAAGAAGUUCUAUUUUCACUUCCAAGAUUAUGUUGAUCUUAUCAUAUGGAAGUUUUUGGAUCGCCAUCACCUAUUUGUCAAGUUCGGUAGUGUGGAUGGAGGGGUUUCUCGGAGUACUGACCAAAACCUAGCUUUCUUUGCCGUGUACAACAUGGAGACAACGGAUAUCGUUUCACUUCAUCAGAAUUCUUCGGAGGAGCUCUAUGCCUUGUUUGAACAAUUUUAUGACCAUUUUCAUGCAAACCCACAAGCUUCAUCACAUGGAAAAUUUAUCUCCUCUCAUUCCAAUGAUAUUCAUGCUCUGGAUCAACUUCGGGUUAUAAAAAAUAAAGCAAGUAGCUCCUCACAGUUUGUGAAAAAGAUGAUGACGUCAUUACCUUACACUUGCCAAUCACAGAGUCCAUCACCGUACUUUGACCUGUCCCUUUUUAGGUAUGAUGAGAAGCUGAUUUCAGCAAUUGAUCGGCAUCGACAUUGCACAGAGCAUCCAAUAAAAUUUAUAUCAGUGAGGCAAAAUGUUGUCAAAUUUAAGAUCAAGCCAGGUUCAGAUUCUGGUGCUUCUGACAGCAGAAUAAAAAGAAUCUCGUCUUUCUUGUUUCACCCAUUUUUCCCGCUUGCACUUUCGAUUCAGCAGACUUAUAUGCAGCCAACUGUUCUCAACAUCCAUUUCAGGAGAUAGAAAAGGUAUAACGGUUGCCCUAGGUGUAUCUAUGUCAUUAGUGAACUUGCAGCAUUGCUCGCGGCAAAAUUUUGGCCAUAUGUACUCUCUAGUAGAUAAGCUGACAGAUGUUACAGUAGGGGAUAAGAUCCAUUGUCUGGCGGUGAGAAUGGCUAGUUUGAUUUCUCUUCCAAAACAAAGUACAAAAUGCAAAUGGGCUCAAUAUUCAUCUAUUGAUGUGGCUUCAUGGGCUCAUCAGUCAUCAUUGCGGCUUCACAGUGUUGAUCUAUGCUUUCAUAUGCCUAGCUCGGAGUGUCAGAUGUGCUUGUUAUUGGAUUUGAGGCAUAAGGACACGUAUAUUGGAUGGCAUGGAGUUGGUAUAUUGGAUGCUUCAUGCUUGAGGCGAGGGUGAUCUAAGCUGCGAAUUUGUUUUCGAGGAUAUAUAGGAAAUAUAGCAUUACAAAUAGUUUUGAGUUGUCAUAUUAUGAUGAAGUAACUACUAUUUACUGAAACUGUUAUGCAAAGAUAAUAAUUAUUUUUCUGUGUUCAAUAUAUUACAAAAAACUUCAUAAUC
Messenger RNA from Zea mays, 2210 nucleotides. Its product is annotated as light-mediated development protein DET1. The coding region runs from base 47 to 1657 and encodes 536 amino acids. Gene Ontology annotation, biological process: positive regulation of proteasomal ubiquitin-dependent protein catabolic process; protein ubiquitination. Gene Ontology annotation, cellular component: cullin-RING ubiquitin ligase complex; nucleus. The transcript is spliced from 11 exons. The record is from RefSeq and is a predicted model, not a curated record. Gene Ontology annotation, molecular function: ubiquitin-like ligase-substrate adaptor activity; ubiquitin protein ligase binding. NCBI's taxonomy places the organism in Eukaryota, Viridiplantae, Streptophyta, Magnoliopsida, Poales, Poaceae.